GCGCAUUAACACCCAGACUGUUCCCCCAAGUGUUUGAAACUACCCCGAGGAUCUCCACGCUGGGAUCAAGUAAUGCGACACGGAUAUUUUCACUCCCGAACAGACUGCCAUUUAAAUAUAUCUGAUAUCGGAUUUGUUAUUUAUUGCCCUGAUUGUUUUUUUCAUGCCUUUCCUGGGCUACAUUUUUUUUGCUUGAAGUUUCUGUCGGAUGCUCGUAGGGCGGUUUUGCACUGCGUUGUUUUAAGGAUAAUCCAGAGCGUAGACGUUUAAUGGACUCAUUCAGAGCAUCCGAAGUAAACAGUCGGAGAUAAAAUGUUAAAUACAGCCAACUGGGACCCAUUACAGGUUACUAACUAUGUAGCUGAAUAUCUGGACUUGGUCGAAUCGCUGCCUUUCGACCUACAAAGAAACGUGUCUCUCAUGAGGGAGAUCGACUCUAAAUAUCAAGAGAUCCUCAAAGAAUUAGAUGAAGCAUACCAGAAACACAGGCAGGAGGAGGACCCUGUACAGCGGCGCCGCCUUUUGCACUGCAUCCAACGUGCACUGAUACGCAGCCAGGAAUUGGGAGAUGAGAAGAUCCAGCUUGCUGGACAGAUGGUGGAGUUGGUGGAGAACCGCAGCCGGCAGGUGGAUGCAUUCGCAGAGCUUCUAGAAGUCCAGCAUGAGCCUCACGACGUGACGUCUGUGACAGCCAUUGUCCCAGGCAAACGGCGUGAGGAGGAGAAACGGAGAGAAGAGACUCCAGGUUCAGUUGAAAGAUUGGCAAGUGCCAGCAAGCGCUCAAGGAGACAGAAAAACAACAGCAAUGAGAACAGAGAGAUGAUUCAUAAUGAACGAGAUGAAGUGAGCAGAGAGAAACGGGCCAAAACGUCAAAGAAGAAGAAGAGAUCCAAAGCAAAGCAGGAGAGGGAGGCGUCACCGGCCGACCUACCCAUCGAUCCCAACGAGCCCACGUACUGUCUCUGUGAGCAGGUAUCCUAUGGGGAGAUGAUCGGCUGCGACAACGAUGAGUGUCCCAUUGAGUGGUUUCAUUUCUCCUGCGUUGGCCUCAACCAUAAGCCCAAGGGGAAGUGGUAUUGCCCAAAGUGCAGGGGUGACACAGAAAAAACCAUGGACAAAGCCUUGGAGAAAUCCAAAAAGGAGAGGGCAUAUAACAGGUAGCCAUAUACCUGUUGAACUGUCAACAUUUUUUAAUUUAUUUUAUAUAUUUGUUUAAUGCUAGGAAUACUUUCUUUGUCAAUUUGUCACCUUAAUCUAUAUUUUAGAUUUUAUUUACUACCCAACAGCACUAAAAGGGCUUAAACUCAAACCACCUGAGUUUAAGUUAUUUUUAAUUGUGACAGUGAUGUUUUCAAAGAAGUAUUUGACCUUCAUUUCAUUUAUUGUUACUUGAAAAGUAUGUGUGACAGAAGUAUUUUAUGAAGGUACUCACAGCAUGGCUAUUAUGUGUAAAGUGUUUUAAGUAGAAAUGUCCUAACUGGUAAUAAAAGAUGUAUAAAAA
Tachysurus vachellii is the source of this 1501-nucleotide messenger RNA. Its product is annotated as inhibitor of growth protein 1-like. The transcript has 2 exons. Gene Ontology annotation, cellular component: nucleus. NCBI's taxonomy places the organism in Eukaryota, Metazoa, Chordata, Actinopteri, Siluriformes, Bagridae. The record is from RefSeq and is a predicted model, not a curated record. Gene Ontology annotation, biological process: positive regulation of DNA-templated transcription. Bases 313 to 1161 code for a protein of 282 amino acids.